AAAACAUUUACAGCCUGCGGAGAUGGAUACGCUUAAACGGAACAGCCAUCCAUGCACGCAAUGCAUAUUGAUUGUAGGGUAAUACAAAUGCUUAGGACCAACAAUCUCUCCCAACCAGAAACCCAUAAAUAUCAAUGGGAAGGGUAAAGGGACCAAUUUUUCAUCUCCAUGGAUCGAAGGGGUAAUCUCUAUUCUUGAUUGUCGGACACCCGGCCUGUUGUAAUCUAAAACUCUUUCUCAUUUCCUGUGAUGAUAUUAUUAUGAUUGUCUGAGGAAGGGGAAAGAGUUUCCCGAAUUUAAUUUCUAGCAGGACUCAAUAGAUCGAGGAGGCAGAUCGAAGAAGAAGAAUUAAAAGAGAUCGAGCUAGCAGGAAGAGAAGGAUCGUCAGAUGGGGGUGCAAAGGGCUGCUGCUGCAAGCAAUGCCUAUUCAUGGUGGUAUGCCAGCCACAUUAGGACCAAACAGUCCAAGUGGCUUGAUCAUAGUCUUCAUGAUAUGGAGGAGAAGGUGCAAUGCAUGCUGAAAAUGAUAGAACAAGAAGGCGAUUCAUUUGCCAAGAGAGCAGAAAUGUAUUACAAAAGAAGACCAGAGCUCAUAAGCUCUGUUGAAGAAGCUUACCGCGCCUUCCGGGCUUUAGCCGAAAGGUAUAGUCAAAUCACUGCCUUUGAUGAAAUGCUUGCUAGUAACUUGCAGCUUCAUAGUCUUUAGACCCUUACAGUUGUGAUGUACAAAAAUAACAGGCCUAAUCUUGAUACGGAUUAGAAACUUAAACCAAUUCAAAACAUCACCAAAACGAGUUAGGAAUACUGACAAAUCUACUUUCCAUAUUUUAACAGGUAUGAUAAGCUAUCCAAAGACUUGCAUACUGCCAAUCACACCAUCGCUACUGUCAUCCCCGAACAAAUCCAGAUGGUGAUGGAAGAAGACGAAGACGACUUCUGUUCCCCGAAACUUUCCAAAAAUCCACAAGAUUCUCCUAGAUUCCCCAGAGACUCCAAGAAUCUCCAAGAAUCUGGCGGCCCAAAGUUCGCAAAGGCUCCAAAGAAGCCAUUUCAAACCAAGAAUCUUUCCAAUAAUGCAGGAGAUGCCGAUACAAAAGCCAAAUCCCUUGAAGAGAUUGAAAAUCUCCAGAAUGAAAUAAGUUCACUCGAAGCCGUAAAAGAGGUUGUGAGGAAUUCAUACGAACACGGGCUUUCAAAAUAUCAGGAGAUUGAGAAACAAAUAAUGGAAAUGCAGGAGAAACUUUCGCAUCUGCAAAAGGAAUAUGUGGUGACAAUGGAUGUCGAGAAUGAUAAGGCCGGGAACCUAAUAACAGAAACAACACUAAGAUCAUGCCAAGAGAGCUUGGCUCAGUUGCAGGAGAAGCAAGAUAAAUGCUGUAAAGAUUCUAAAGAGGAGACCCAAAAGAUUGAAGAUGCAGACAAGAAACUGAAAUUCCUCAAAUAUGAGUCACUUCAUGAUAAUAAUGACCACAUCAUGACAUCUGAAGAUGUAGACUCCAUGGAAAUUCAAACAGUUUCUGAACAAACAACAAAGAUUGAUGAGCUUGUGAACAAGGUACUUAAUCUGGAGAUCACAAUGGCUUCCCAGAUUGCCUUAAUCGAAAGAACAAAAACUGAAUCCAAUGAUCUCCAUGUCAAAAUAAGUAUAUUGGAAGAUGAAAAGGCAAAUCUCACCACGGAUAAACAAAAUCUGUUCGUCAGAGUUGAAGAACUGGAAGAACAAUUGAGGAAGCUUCAGAAUCUACACAGAGAAGUUGAGAAACAAAAUAGAAGUCUUCAAGCUCAACUGGCAGAAGCCCAUUCCUGUUAUGAUCAGUUGUGUGAGAGAUUGAAACCAGAUAACCACACAGUGAAACAUGUAACAUUUGCAGAUGAAAAAGAAUCUAACGGUUCAACACAAGAAAUAGCAGACACAGAAGCACACUGGGAGAAAGAUGAAAAAUUUAACUGGCAGAAGAUGUUGUUAAAUGGAGUGGAGGACAGAGAACAAGUUUUACUUAAAGAGUAUAUCGCAAUUCUCAGAAGCUACAAAGAUCUAAAGAAGAAAUAUGAUGAUAGGGUUGGGGGGUUUGAAAUUGAAUUGCAGAUGAAUGAUCUGAGAGGUGCCAUUGCAAAAAGAGAUGCAGAGAUACGUUAUUUACAUCAAAAAUUAAAUCUUUUUACCGAUGAAAAGAAGAUUGCUGAACCUGGAUAUGUUGUUAAAAAGGUCCGAAAAUCAAAGAGCAGAACUGGAAUUCCUUUAAGGGAAAUAAUCUUUGGAACCAAACCAAAGAAACACAGGACUUCUGUCUUUUCUUGCAUCCAAAGCCAUAAAUACGAGGCCAUGAAAGCUGGGAGUUCUUCAUAAAUCUUCUGUUUGUCCUUCUUCCUUCUGAAACUUUAACUUUAUCGGUAAUUCCUCUGGAGGAUAAAUGAAGACUUUGGGGAGACUCCUUCAUUUAAUUUUCUUUAUGAUUGGCACAGAAGUGAAACCAUAGUUAUCUCAUGAUGGCAUGGUAUAUAGAGAAAAUAAGUUAUUACUACUAUGUGAAAAAUUAAUGACCAAAAUAAGACGUAGAGAUUUUUAUGAGUCAAGAUUUCUGAAUCCUUGAAUCUCAUAAAAACUUGCACUUCCUAAAAACAUGUGACGCAUAAUGAAGUGAUAUACUCUCAGUAUUUUAAAGAAUGCUA
Molecule: messenger RNA, 2670 nt
Organism: Cuscuta epithymum
Lineage: Eukaryota; Viridiplantae; Streptophyta; Magnoliopsida; Solanales; Convolvulaceae
Source: the annotation of a GenBank genome assembly